This is a messenger RNA of Papaver somniferum (opium poppy), 5083 nucleotides long. RefSeq lists its product as uncharacterized. Gene Ontology annotation, biological process: telomere maintenance; DNA repair. The coding region runs from base 3920 to 4990 and encodes 356 amino acids. NCBI's taxonomy places the organism in Eukaryota, Viridiplantae, Streptophyta, Magnoliopsida, Ranunculales, Papaveraceae. The record is from RefSeq and is a predicted model, not a curated record. Gene Ontology annotation, molecular function: DNA helicase activity. The transcript has 8 exons.
UUUUUACCUUCGUUAUCUUUUAAUCGUGCUUUUGUGGAAGGUUGAUCAAGCUUUUUGGGUAACACAUUGAGCAUCAAAGUCAUUAAAGGGGAGGAAUUAGGAGCUGUAGCUGGGAUCAACUGUUCACAUUCAGCACUAAGUAAACCCCAUGAUGAUGGCCCAGCCUAAAACCCUUUGAUAAUUUGAAAGUUAUGGAUGAAGAAAUUCGUAGUAGUACAACUAAUGAUGAUAGUAGUGAGCACCGCCGAAGGCAACAAAUAUGGAUUGAAUGCACAACAACGUUUAUCCAAUUUAACGGCUGAGGAGAGAUCUCGCUGGCUUGCAAGGCGUAAUGAAUCUCAGAGACAAAGGCGUCGUGCAAGACAAUAUCAAUUAUGUGACCGUGCAGAAAUUGGAAGACAAAUCCGAUUACAAAGACAAACAUCUGAGCUAGAAAGACAACAUGUUCGGCAUCCGUUGUCACAAGAGCGCGAUCAACUAAUGCUGGCCCUGCACAUAGAGUAGUAGCGUGGGAACAACCGAUCAAUAACAUAGGUGCAGGUAUCCCAAGAGGUGCGCGCUUAAGUAUCAUAAUAAGAUUGGCACGAGAUCAAUGUUCUACUACUAUGAAAACUUUUGGACAACAAUAUGUGAAUGGGGUUGGUCAAUCUGUCAGAAAUGUUGUGAGGUUAAGUAGCAUAAGAAGACUAGCACGGAAUCACCACUCACCUACUGAGGAAAUUGUUGGCAUACCAAAUAAUGGGGAUGAACCUUCACAUGUAUACACAUCUGCCAAUAUUCCAAUCGAGCAAGACGGGGAAUUUGAGUUUGUAGAAGAAAUUGAGUUUGCCAAUGAAAAUGAAGUUGUCAAUGCUCCGGCUCAAAGGCGCCCAAGAACAACAUUUAGAUACCGCAAUUGUGCGAGAAAUUUUCGAGAUUAUAUUGGGUUUCAUACAUUUUCUUUCCCCCCUCCAAAUGUGUGCUUCCAUUGCCAAGCAAAGUUAUUUUUCCGUGAGAGUCGUGACUUUUGUUGUCAAAAUGGUAAAACAAUCAUGCCUCAUAUACCAUCACCACCGGAGUUAUUGUUGUUAUUUAAUGACAGUACAAGCAAAGGUAAGCAUUUCAGACACCAUAUUCAAGCAUAUGACCAUAUAUUUGCAUUUACUUCAAUGGGCGUACAUAUUGAUGAAGGCUUGGCUAAUGGUAAAGAUGGAGUGUACUCAUUUCGUGCUCAAGGAGCUAUCUAUCAUAAGAUUGGCAGUUUGUUACCAACCCCAGGAAAUAGGCCACGGUUUAUCCAGUUAUACAUAUAUGAUACAGAUCAUGAAGUUGACCAUAGAAUUGCAUAAAAUAAUUUAUUACAUAGAGAUGUUGCUGAGGAAUUAAAGAACAUAUUAGACUCAAUAAAUCCAUUUGUACACCAACUUAGGCAGCUUGGGCAACGCCAAGAUAUCGAAAAUUGCAAGCUCUGUAUCAAAUAACAGCCUAAGAAUCAACCACAGUAUACUCUCCCCUCGGCAUCCCAAGUAGCAGCCAUAGUUGUUGAAGGUGGUCAGAAUGAACUGAUAAAGGGAAGAGAUAUUGUUUUCCAAACAACGGGCGGAGAUCUACUACGAAUCGCUGAAACUGCUGGAUACUAUGAUCAAUUACAGUAUCCACUUUUACUUCCUUGUGGAAGUUACGGAUGGGACAGACAUAGCAGACAUAACAAUGGGAGGAAGAUUAGCUGUAGAGAUUUCUAUUCUUGCCAAUUACAGAUCCGCGACAGUGAUGAUUCUCUUUUUCUCCGAGGGGGCCGAUUAUUUCAGCAGUACGUAGUUGAUAACUUCGUAAAAAUCGAUGUUGAUAGGCUGCGAUGGAUGAAGAAUAAUCAACCAGCCAUUCGGGCAGAAAUGUAUCAAGGUUUACAAGAUGCAUUGGCAGCAGGAGAAAACGAUUCAGGAACCAUUGGUAGGAGAACAAUACUUCCUUCAUGGUAUAUUGGAGGUCCGAGAGAUAUGUACCAACGGUACCAAGAUGCAAUGGCUUUAGUUCAGAAGUACGGGAAACCUGAUCUCUUUAUAACUAUGACGUGCAAUCCUGGAUGGCCAGAGAUCACAAAUGCGUUAAAACCAGGCCAAACACCAUCAGACCGUCCAGAUUUGACAACAAGGGUAUUCCGUGCAAAGUAUGAACAAUUUAAAGAAGAUAUCUUCAACAGAGGGGUCUUAGGAAAGGUAGUUGCACAUGUACACGUGGUCGAGUUUCAAAAAAGGGGAUUACCACAUGUUCAUAUGUUAAUAAUUCUCGACGAACAAGAUAAAUUGCACACACCAGAAGAUUAUGAUCGGAUAGUUCCAGCAGAAAUACCGGAUAAGAACGAGGAACCAGAGUUAUAUAACGCAGUAAUUAAGUGGAUGAUACACAAACCAUGUGGAAGGCAAAAUCGAAAUGCUCCUUGCAUGAAAGGUGGAACUUGCAAAAAGAAAUAUCCAAAGCCAUUUGCACCGACUACACUUCAAGGAAACGAUUCUUACCCAAUUUAUCGGAGAAGAGACACCGGUCGAUUAGUGUGUUUAGACAGUAAAGGUGAUCAAAUGGUUGACAACAGAUGGGUUGUUCCUUAUAAUGCAUGGUUGCUGCGAAAAUAUGACUGUCACAUCAAUGUAGAGAUAUGCAGCAGUAUAACAAGCGUGAAAUACUUAUAUAAGUAUGUUUACAAAGGACCUGAUCAAGUUCCUUUUGAAGUUAUACCUGGGCGAAAACAUGAUGAGAUCCAAAAAUUUGUGGAUGCAAGAUGGGUUUGUGCUCCUGAAGCAUUGUGGAGGAUAUAUAAAUUUUCAUUGAAUAGGAUAUAUCCGUCAGUAAAGCGUUUCCAGAUUCAUCUCCCAAAUAAGCAGCAUGUAACUUAUUAUGCUCACCAAUCUGUUACCGAUGUUUUGAAUGAUGACAGAAACUCAAGGACAAUGCUGACAGAAUUUUUUUCAACAAAUCUUAGUGAUGUCUGCGCUCGACAGUAUUUAUACUGUGAAUUUCCAGAACAUUAUCGUUGGAUUGAUAGCGACAAAAUCUGGAGGCGAAGAUAAUCACGUCAAAAGGUAAUUGCGAGGAUAUAUACGGUAUCACCAUUAGAGGAGAUAGAUUUUUCUUGCGUCUAAUUCUUAAUCAUGUCAGAGGGCCAACAUCAUUUGAUGAUCUUUUAAAGGUUGGAAAUGUCAGAUAUCCAACUUUUAAGCAGGUUGCCGAGAAACUAGGUUUGUUGGAAGAUAACCAGAGUAUCAGAACAUGUUCAGUGGAAGCAUCUUCCGUCAAAAUGCCGUCAGCUCUUAGAAGACUCUUUGUGACAAUUUUAGUUUACUGCAAGCGAAUUGGUGUGCGAAAUUUAUGGGAUGAAUUCUUCAAAUACAUGAUCGAAGAUUAUCCAUCAUCGAGUACUACAAAUACUGUGAUGUUGAUCAACCGCCUAUUAAUUGAUCUUAAUAGUCAAUUGAUGCAACAUAACAAAAGUGUUCAUGAUUAUGAUCUUCCGCGUAUGAGUGCAGGUUAUGAAGAAGGUUUAAGUGCAUCAAGGUUGAUUCAAGAUGAAAUGUUCAUUUCGAUCCCGAAAGAAGACAUGCUUGCCAUUCAGAAUCUUAAUACGGACCAAUGAAGUGCAUAUGAUACAAUCAUUGCAGCUGUUGAACGGAAAGAAAGGCGACUUUUUUUUGUCGAUGGCCCAGGAGGAACUGGAAAAACCUUUUUAUACCGCUCAAUUUUGGCUAAACUCAGAAGCGAAGGACAUAUCGCGAUUGCAACAGCAACAUCUGGGAUAGCAUCAACAAUAUUACCAGGUGGGAGAACUGCGCACUCAAGGUUUGAGAUUCCACUUUUUCUUAUUCCUACAUCAACAUGUGCGAUCAGUAAACAAUCAGAACUUGCAAAUCUUAUUCGUCAGUCUGUUAUACUCAUUUGGGAUGAAGCAAUGAUGACACAUCGCCAUGCUUUUGAAGCUUUAGACAUAACUCUGCAAGAUAUAAUGGAUAAAGAUCUACCUUUUGGUGGAAAAAUCGUUAUUUUAGGUGGUGUUUCUAGGCAAGUACUUCCUGUAGUCCCAAAUGGUACAAGGGCUCAAACAGUUGAUGCAUGUGCGGUUCGAUCAACUUUAUGGGAGAAAUUUGAAGUGUUGCGUUUAAAAGAAAAUAUGCCUGCUAGAGAUGAUCCAUCAUUUUCAGAAUUUUUGUUACGUGUUGGAGAUGGCGAGGAGCCAUCUUUAGAUGGUGAGUUGAUAAAGGUUCCAGAUGAAAUGGUUAUACCAUGGCAAGGUGAAGAUUCCGUGGACACUUUAAUUGAAGUCGUCUUCCCUAAUUUACUUGACAAAGGGAUGGAUAAAGAUUACAUGGUUGUUAGAGGUCUAAUUACUCCACUGAAUGAGCAUGUAGAUAAACUUAAUGGAAAUAUUAUCAACAUGUUUCCAGGUGAUGAGGUCACGUAUCAUUCCUUCGAUUCAGUUCAAGAUGAUACGCGUAAUUUAUACCAACAAGAGUUUUUAAACUCAAUGUCUCCUGGAGGUUUGCCGCCCCAUAUUUUAGUGUUGAAGUUGGGUUCACCGAUAAUGCUUCUACGGAACAUUGAUCCGAAAAAUGGGCCGUGUAACGGAACACGACUGAUAUGCAAAGGGUUUUACAGGCACUUGAUAGAUGCUGAAAUAGUUACGGGGCAUUAUGCGGGUAAAAGAGUUUUCAUCCCAAGAAUUCCAUUAAAACCUCCAGAACAUAUAAAGUUUCCGUUUACGUUAAUCAGAAAGCAAUUCCCGAUUCGGUUGAGCUUUGCACUUACAAUCAACAAGGCGCAAGGACAAACCAUUCCAAAUGUAGGAAUUUAUCUACCAGAAGAUGUUUUCAGCCACGGACAACUCUAUGUCGCUCUGUCAAGAGGAGUAUCCAAAGCAACUACAAAAGUUUUGGUAAAAAAGACUAAUGAAGAACGAGGAAACUCUACUUUCACUAAAAAUGUGGUCUACAAAGAAGUUCCGUUUUCUUGCAACUCAGGAUAGAUGGAAGGCAUGACUGUAAUUGUUUUUGAGUUGGUAUUUUGUUUACUUAUACUACGUUCUUUUCAAACGACAUUUUUUUUUUGGUGUUCUUAA